UCAUUCGCGGCCACGUGACUGGUACGCACAUAAUCGGUGUCCACGUGACAGGCAAGGAGGCCGGCAGAGGCGGAGGGCUGCGGUGUGUGUUUAGAGUAACCGCGAGCACUGGGAAGUUUUAGGGUUCUUUGUUGCUUUUCUUCUCGAUUAAGGGAAUAGGAUAAUAAACAUCAGGCAGUAAAACAUUUCCUAUACUUCCUAUGUUUUGCACAUUAUCUAGUACGGUAAUUAAAACACUUUCUAGUUUCUAAGUACUGAUUUUCAGAACCGCCAUGUUGGUUUUAGAGGAAACUCGCGAGAUGCUACUGGGUUUGUAUCGCGAGAUCUCCAGAUUCUCGCGGGUCCUUGUUGGCAGAAGCAGUUGUCCUGGAUGGCGGAGCCUUGGGUUCCGGGGGCCUGAGACCCACAACUCUCACAAGGCAAGUUGUUAGGGAGGGGCUGAGGGCGAGUGCCUCUUCGUGCCGGGAGACGUGCUGUGUCAGCUUCCUCUAGCCUUGGAGGGAGUACAGUUACCCUAUUGAGGCUACACGAUUCUCCCCACCCACUGCGGGCGCUCUGCCACCUGCAGAAGCGUACGCUCCUCUCAGCCCGGGCUGCGUCUCCCCCGCCCGGUGGUAGUUCCACCCCCGUCCCACUCACUGGAAGUCCGGAGCAGUGAUCGCGCAGACGUGAUGAUUCCAUUGGAUGCUGUUCCUCAUCCUUUCAAACGUUCUUUUAGUUUUUUUCCUUGUUGCCGUUCUUUAAAGUACUCUAGAUCUGUUAACAUUCUGUCGUUUAUUUUUGCUGCAGUACCUUUCUCCACGGGCCAUUCUCAGAACACCUAAGACAGAAUGCCUUCCACCUCUGGGCAUUUAUUCCCGUUUAUAUGGUCUUUGAUAACUUCUUCAUAAUUGUAACUUUGUAUUUACAACAACUUUUGGGCAGUAUUUGGAGGGGUUUCUUAUCUCUCUGACAGUAGUUGAUGUCAGAAUAAAAUCGUUCUUUAAUCUUUUUGACCGUGCCCGUUAACUUAAAUUAUCGGUAGAGUUUUGACUUCUGUGUUACUUUGAUGUUUAGGAAUGGUUAUUUCAUGUUGCAUAUAUAAAGAAAUAGUGGAAUGUUUUAGGGCAAAUUUUUAAUUAAAAACAAAAUGAGUUUUCAUACACUUUGGUAUUGAACUCAAUUUUUCCUUAAACAAGGUUGACGUCAAAUUUAUUUUCUAUUCUCCAGUGUCUUAUAAAAAAUGAAAGUAUAACCUCUUUUCAUAUUCUUCAGCAGUGUGUAGAUUCUGUUUAGUAUUCAGAGUGGUGAGUUCAUUAUUAAACUGAUCAGAUAACUAGAUAAUCCACUCAUAAUUUUUUUAAACUACGAAAGUGUUAUUUACGUUUACACUUAAUAGAAUAUAUAGUGUAAAAAGCACCUUACUGCAGUCUGACAAGUUCCCUUCUUCAGUCUUAAAUCUCUGCUCCUAAGUAAUCACUCUUAGCGGUUGUUGUGUAUUAUUCUAGAUAUUUUUCAUAUUUUAGUUUUCUUUAUGAAAGGAUAGGAUAAUGGAAAGGUGUUAUAUAUUACCAAACAUUACAAAAAAAAAAAAAAACCUAAACGUUGCCGUUGAGUGGAAUCCGACUUAUAGAGAUUCAGACUCCUAGCGACCCUAUAGGACAGAGUAAAACUGCCCCAUAGAGUUUCUAAGGAGCUGCUGAUGAAUUUGAACUGCCCACCUUUUGUUAACAGCCAGGUGCUUAAUCACUCUGCCACCAGGGCCCCACCACCACAUUAGCAACCAAUACAAAUAGACUGUUUUUCUACUCAGUUAAAUUUUUAUUUAAUGGCAUAUGCCUUUGUUUGGACUCAUGCAUGGUUAGGUAGAAAGUAAAUUUUUUGUUUGCACAAUUUUUUUCUGUUAUAGUUUUGUGAAAAUAUCUCUAGCGAUAGCAUUAUUAUUUUUGUCAGAGAUAAUAUAGUGUGCAGCAGUCUUUGUCAUGCAAACCGCUUUUAUACUUACUAAUAAAUACGCAAAAAUAAAAGGACCAUGUAAAAUCAUACAUGUGAAUAUGACUCUUGGACUGCAACAAAAUUUAACUUGUAUGUUGGUAGCUUUGCACAAAAAGAAAGCUCUUGUAAAACAGAGUUUAAAGAAAUAGUGUUUUAUAACUUUUGAGUUUUGUAUUUUUAUGUUCACUCCUUUUAUAUUUAUUUUUACGUUUAAAUAUUUGUUAUGUUACUUAGGUUUAAAAUUGUAACCCAGAUAUGCAUAUGAGUUUUUCAGAAGUUUAAAAGUUUAUCAGCUUGAAGUAGUAGUUCUGACCAUUCGAAUUAGUGAACGCAACUGGAGAGAUGUAGGUGUAUCAGUAGUUAAUACAAACAUGUUGUGUGCCAUUGAGUCGAUUCUGACUCAUAGGGAUGCUUUAUAAGAGUAUAACUGCCCCAGGGUUUUCUAGGCAGUAACCUUUAUGAGAGCAUAUUGCCAGGUCUUUUCUCCUGCAGAGCUGCUACCGGUGGGUUCGAUUUGACUUUUUGGUUAGCAACCUAGUGCUUAAUCAUUGUGCCAUCAGAGAUCCUUAAUACAAACAUACUCAAAAGUUGGUAAGCAAUUGUCAUUUUGUGAUUGUCCUUUUUUUGUAUUUUUUUUUUUCCCAAAACUUAUCAACAGUGUUACUUACCAGAUCUGUCAUGUUAAAAGUGUCCAAUCUUUAUGGAGAGUCUGAUUGUCUGUUGUAACAGUAUAAGUAGGAGUGUUGAAGAAUAGAAGUGAGUAUUGCUUGAGAGGUAUGAUGUAGGAUAAGAGGUAAAGAAAACAUAGGAGUGUAUAGGUUGAUACUGAAAUGGACUUAAGAGAAGUUGCAGAGAAAAGAGAAAUACAGAAGGCUUAAGGAGCCCUGGUGGCACAGUGGUUAAGUACUCAGCUGCUAACCAAAAGGUUGACAGUUCAAACCCACCAGCCCUUCCUCAGGAAAAAGAUGUGGCAGUCUGCUUCCAUAGUGAUUACAGCCUUGGAAACCCUAUGCGGCAGCUCUGCUCUGUAGGGUCACUGUGAGUUGGAAUUUCCACCGAAAUGGGUUUGGUUUGAUUUGGUUUUGGUUAAGGAGUCUUGAUGGUGGAAUGGUUUAAGUGCCUGGCUGCUAACCGAAAAGUCAACUGUUCAAACCCACCAGUGGCUCCAGACUCACCAGAGGCUCCAUGUAGAAAAUACCUGGCAAUCUGCUCUGUAAAGACUACGGCCUGGGAAACCCUGUGGGGCAUUCUGCUCUGUCCUGUAGGGUUGCUAUGAGUUAGAAUCUACUCCAUGGCACACAACAAAAGUGAAGCCAGAGCUAUGUGUCCAAGAAUAGACAGGCUUAUGAUGGUGGGAGGGCAACUUCAAUUGACCAAAAAUUAGAAUCAGUACUUGAGUCAAAUUUUUCCUUAUUAAAUAAUUCCACCCCCCAAAUUGCUUGAUAUUACCAGUCACAGAAGUUAGCAACUUUAGUUGAAACUUUGUGAAUUCUUUAUUUAGAUAAAAUUUUGUUGAAUGCAUUAUUAGUAUUUUUAGAAGUAGGAAAUCCUGAAAAUGACAAAUAGUUCCAACAUCACAAUUCUGCAAUGCCCUUUGCAAAGUGAUUGACAGAGUUUAGCUUGGUUGGGUCUUUUGUAGUCCAUAUAUGAAUCUGAUCAACCCAUGAAUCUGAUCCAUGCAAUCAUACAUGUUCCUUACCCUUAGCAUGUUUUUGGUAGUGAGUCUUGGGAAUUACCAGUCUUUUCUGAACACUAAAUUAUUUGAGGGAGUUGGUAGAAAUAUACUGAGAAAUCCAAGGAAGAGAAGAUGUGUCUUAUGUGGUUUGAGUCCACUUGAGUAAAACUGAAAUAACCAAGAAAUUUUAUUUUCCUUGUACUCAAUUAUUAUAGCCAUAGAAGUGAUUUAUGAGAGCUAAUGAGCUUCAUUAAUCAGGAAAUUAGUAUCAGUGGUAAUAACAGUACUGAUUUGUUCUCACUUAGAUUGUUUUUCUUAAGGUCUGUUAUAAUGCUAAUUUCUGUAGACUUCUAACUUUGUAAACUAUACAGUGCAAUACUUACAAAUCAUAUGAAGAAUAUGUAUUUUAUUUCAUACCUCUACUUGAAUCAGUGUUCAAGAGUGAUUACAGUAAAUUAUUUGACCAGAAAUAUCAAUGAAACAUAGAUCUUUUAGUAAAGAGAAAUGUGUACCUACAUUGCAGGUGCUUAAAAAAUAUGUAUAAUAACUUGAAAAUUCAUUUUGAAGUUGUCUGUGAGAAAUGUUUGCUAGAAGAAAGACACUGAUUUUUUUAAAGCAGUGUUUAAUACAUAUGUGGUAUAACUCAAUGCCAUCAAGUUGUUUCUGACUCAUAGUAACCUCGUAGAACAGAGUAGAACUGCCCCAUAGGGUUUCCAAGGAGCAGGUGGUGGAUUUGAACUGCCGACCUUUUGGUUAGCAGUUGAGCUCUUAAUCACUGAGCCACCAGGGCUCCUAGAUAUGUGGUAUAGACUGGUGCAAAUUUAUGUAAUCAAUAUUCAAUAACCACUGUGAUUAUACUUUAAAAAACACUACCAAUAAAUAUUCCCGAAGUGCUGAGUCUUGAAUUCUAAAGCCAUGAAGGUAUGGACUUUGUUGUUUUGUUUUAACUUGUCCUUCUUGCCUCUUCUCAUUUUUCUCUUUAGCGUUUGUUUCUCAUUCAUACAGAUAAUUUUUUUUUUGUCAGAGACAAGUUGAGUAACUUUCCCUGUAGAGAAUAUCACUUUGUGAUUAAUCAAAUCAUUCAGUUAUUGUUACUUUUUUUUAAAUUAACUCUAGUGUAUGUAUAAGUUAGAGCCAGUAUUUCAACUAACGUUUAUUGAGUGCUAGUGACCUCAGCUGUUCAAAACAUAGCAGGGAUCCUGGACAUAAAAAGGCCUCUGAGCCAUUAAUAAUAAGUACAAUAAUCCUGUGGCCUUUAUUUAGAAUCUACUAAUUUGGGAAACCUUGGUGGCGUAGUGGUUAAGAGUUCAGCUGCUAAUCCAAAAGGUCAGCAGUUCAAACCCACCAAGCGCUCCUUGGAAACCCUAUGGAGGAGGUUCUACUCUCCUCUAGGGUCACCAUAAGUUGAAAUCAACUUGUUGGCAGUGGGUUUGGUUUUUUGAAUUGGAGUCAAUUAACUUUAAAUUUUACAGCCCCAACAGGGUUGGUUAUCUGAUUUCUUAGCCCAUGGAAAAUCUACAGGGUUAGCCCCUGGAGUUAGGCACACUGACAGUUGAAGUGUUGUGUCAUUUCAAGGAAAAAGGAAAAACUAUUUUUAAAAAAUAGGUAAACUAUAGAACACUAGUGUUUUAAGGCCAUUAUAUACAUCUGUGGAAACCCUGGUCGUGUAGUGGUUAAGAGCUACGGCUGUUCAGAUCCAUCAGGUGCUCCUUGGAAACCCUAUGGGGCAGUUCUGCUCUGUCCUAUAGGGUGCUAUGAGCCAGAAUCGACUUGAUGGCAACGGAUUUGGUUUUUGGGUUUAUAUAGAUACAUGCAGUCCUAUAAUCAUUCACCUUCUGAAGGAAUCAGAAUAUUAUAGUGUAGUACAUUAAUGUGUCACAGUGAUAACUUUAAUCAUAAAUAAAAUUUUAUUGUACAUACUGUGUUUAAGAAAGUAGGAAAUUGUGUUUUUUGAAAAGAUUGUUAUGAAAGUGAACAUUUUCAAAGUUUUGUUAAUGUGAUAAGUUUCAGUUUUCUGGAAAAUUCACAUGUAGAACUCUUUGAUGACUCCGAAUAAAUAUGGUGCUAUUUUGUAUGGAAUUUUCCUUGUUAAAUUUUAUUGCAUUUAUCGAUCUAUCUAUGUCUGUGUGUCUCUCUUUCACCUAUCUAAUAUUUCAGGGGAUUAUCUUCCAGACAAGGCUCUAUUACGUUUAAUAUGUGAUAUCAGUAAUGAGCAAUUUCCUAAAGACUGGCUGAUUUGCUAAUGAAGGAAUUUUCAAAGCAGGUAAUUGGAAUCAGUUAUGUAUGAUUCCAUGCGAUUCAGCUCUAUACUCUAGAACCCUGAUAUUGAGUCUCUAUGCUUAGUACAGCCAAGUGUCUUGAGGUAAGAAAUGUUAAAUUUUGAAGUAGAUUUUUUUUCUGCUUUGCCUACUUUCUCAGGCUUUCUUAGUAUGGUAAUUCAAACCUUACUCUUCUUUAGUGAUAGGGUGGUGGUAGGUAGUGUUGACUGAAGUAUGAAAUGUGUGUGUAUGUUUUAAUGAUUUUAAAGGCUAGCCUGAGGACUUUAAAUCUUGGGAAUAAAUAUGACCAUUAUUAGCGUUUUGAUAUUUUUUUGAUCAUUUAAAAAUGUAUCAUUUACAUAACUAGAUAAUACAUAUCUGUUUUCAUGUCUUGCUUUUUUUUUUUAUCCGUUAGGUAACACUGUCGCAUUCUUACAGUGAGUCUUCAUAACCAUCUUUACGAAUGGUUAUACAAUGUUUCAUGUGGCAGAUGUAUCAUAUUAUCCCUUGUUCUAAUUUUUUACAUAUAAACAGUGUAAAGAAUGUAUUUACAGAUGAGACAUUUUUUGUAUCUAGUAUUAUCUCUUCAGUAUAUUGCCAGAAAUGACGUUCAGGAACAUUUUAAAAACCCUUAAAACAUUGCCAUGCAGUGGAUAUUGGUGAGGGUUGUACAAGAUUAUUAACGUAAUUGGUAUCACUAAAUGAAACCCUGGUGGCCUAGGGGUUAAGUGCUGUGGCUGCUAACAAAAAGGUCAGCAGUUCCAAACCACCAGGUGCUCCAUGGGGCAGUUUUACUCUGUCCUGUAGGGCUGCUAUGAGUCAAAAUUGACUAGAUGGCAAUGGGUUUAAAUUGUACAUGUGAAAAGCAUUGAGUUGGUAAAUGUCGUAUUAUAUGUAUUUUUACAACAAUAAAAAGACUGGGGGGAGAAAACAUUGCUGCAGUAUUUAUCAAAAGGGAUCAGUGGGUCUUGCUUCAUACCUCACCAACUUUAAAUAUUAUAACGGCUGUUAAUUUCUUAAGGUGUAAGACAUAUUGUAUCACUUUAUUUCUUUGAUGGCUACUGAUGUGAAACAUGCUUAAUGUAUUUCUCUUGUGGAUUUUUAAGAUAUAAAUUAAAAAUUAAUGUAAUCAAACUUCAUCUUCUAAUUUUGUUCUACUCUCAAUCUGAGAAAUUCUUCAGAAAUGUAAUGAAUAAACACUAUUAAAUCUAUUAAGUAAUCCUUUAUUUUCCCAUUGGUUUAACAUGCUUCAUUUUUACAUUUUGAAUGUUUUGUUUAAUUUUAUCCCAAACUUUAAAAAGUAUUAGUAUUGUUCUUUAGAUGAUUCUUAACACACGUUUAGUGUCUUCGCCUUGAUUUUCUUUUUACUGCGGUGUUUGUUUUCUUACUGAUUUUUUUUAUUGUGAUGAAAAUACAAUGUAAAUGCCAUUUUAACCAUUUUCGAGUGUACAUUUUAAUGGCAUUAAUCAUACAGUGUUGUGCAACCAACGUAACUUUUUUCCAAAACAUUUUUGUCAUCCAAACAGAAACUACCUAUUAGUUACUUCAUAUCCGCCCACCUAGCCAUGAUAACCACUAAUCUUUUUAUGUCUAUGCAUUUGUCUGUUGUAGGUAUUUCAUUUAAGUGGGAUCAUGUGGGAGAAAGAUGUGGCAGUCUGUGCAAAGAAGCCUUAUGGGGCAGUUCUGCUAUGUCCCAUAGGGUCGCUGUGAGUGGAAAUGGACUUGACCGCUAUGGGUUUGGCUUUUGGUUUUAGGUUAGGGCUUCAAACUGGUUCAGCCUACAAAAUCAAAUCGAAACGGACCUGAAUUUUUAAAAUUUAGGUGAAGUGAAAGGGUAACUGGAACAGGAAGAAUUACAGGUUGAAGCCCUGGAAUGGGAGACUUGGAAGAGGCGUAGUGAACCUUUUCGGGAGCCUGAUGCGGGAAAGUGGACUACUGCCAGGACUGGGGAGAGUGACACAUACUCAAAGCAGUGCGGUCAGCCGCCAUCUUUGAACGGGGCACAGCUGUUUCUGACUCUGCCGAUCCAGAGAUUUGGUUGCUAUGCAAUGCGCGCUGCCCUUAUUUUCUAAGUAGGAGAUUAAGUUUCUAGCAGGGCUUUGACCUGUAAUUUUUCCUGUUCUGGUUAUUGUUCGGUUCACUCAGCUUCAAAGUGUGUGCCCAUUCGGGUUUUGCUUCAUUGUCCGUGACUGAACAGGACAAAACUGGUUCGAAACCCUGUUUUUGGAAGGUGUAUCCAUGUAGUAGUGUGUACUACAAUUUCAUUCCUUUUUAUGGUGGAAUGAUAUUCCAUUGUAUGAGUAUACUACAUUUUGUUUAUCCAUUAAUUUUUGAUGGACAGUUGGGUUGUUUCUACCUUUUGGCUACUGUGAGUAAUUCUACAGUGAACAUUAAUGUUCAGGUAUCUUUUUGAAUCCCUGCUUUGAAUUCUUUGCGUUAUAAACCCAGGAGUGGAAUUUCUGGGUCGUAAGGUAAUUCUGUGUUUAACUUUUUGAGGAACCACCAAAUUCUUACUGAUUUUAAGAGCACUUUAUAAAUUGAGGACAAUAAAGCUCAUUUUUUACAACACUGUGUUAUAAUUUCAUUUUAGCCAAAAUUUGAAUUUUUUCCCCAUACUCCAGAAUUUAGUAGCAUUGAAUUACAUAAUUUCUCCUUUUUUGAGCAGAGACAAAAUACGAAACUAUUUAAAACUACCGUACUAGAGGUUAUAAACAGAAAGAUUACUUUGGUACAUUUUGUAGAAUUAGAUCAAUUAACUUCCAAGAUCAAAAGUUUAGGAUGUGUGCUUAAAGUAUUUCCUUUUUAAAACGGCAGUAUACAAUUUGACAUCAUAUGCCUGUAAUAUAUUUAAUGAAAACGUGCUAAUUAGCAGUUGUAGGAAUCAAGUUACAACAUCACAGUAUUUCUUCAGAUGUUAAGAAUUGGACAUCUUAAUGCACUAAGAGUACAUUUACUGCAAGUUAAUCAUGCAUAAUGUAAGAAGUUCCAGGUAAGCAGUAGUGAGGACAUCUGUGCCACAGGCAGCGUUUUGAAUAUUGAAAGUUCUUACUGUUUAUAGUGCUGUGGGUUUUUUUCUUUAUGACAUAAUUUUUCAAGAUCUUAAAAUAAUUGGAAAAAAGGUAUUUGCAUUUGCUUGCAUUUUAAAACAGCGAUGGCCCCCAAUGAUUAUUUUAUUAUAUAAUUACUUUAGCAUACCAUAUUGUUAGCAGGUUGGUGUGGUUACAUUAAUGCUGGGGAGAAAAGUCAAAUUAAGUAAUUUGGUCAAUGUGAAGCCAUAAUAGAUAAUUUGAAAAUGUCUGUGUCCUGUGUUUGAGGAUCACAUAAGAGAAUUGCAGAUGAGGAACUUGACGUGAUGAAAUUUCCUUUGAUUUUUGGGUGGGAUGAGAUUUAAAGGGAUUAGAACAUAAUUUAUACCUUCUAUUUCUUCCUGAGUCCUGUUUCCCCUUGAGGGGUGAGUUGAUUUUGAGAAAUAAUCACUGAAGUGGUUCAGGAAAUGGGAGUUGCAAAUGGUGUUCUAGCACUAUUUACCCCCUUCCUAGUUAUUUUUUUAUUGGCCAGAAAUUCAAGGAAAAUAGAUCUUGCGUUUCUUAUACACUUCUGCCAUUAGAAAGCAAAUUUAUUAGUUUCAUAAAGUAUAAUAAUGCUUUUUGGUUGGCUUGACAGUGUUAUAAAGGAAGUUACUAAGGCUACUUCUCUUGAAAAAGGUACGUGUCAGAUGUAAGAUUUAUCUACUGAUAGCCCUUGAGGAACCCUCUUAUAAUCCUCUGUAUUAACUCUCCACUUGCCAUCUCCAAAUCUGUAAUUCUUAUCUGAACCGUCUUCACUAAAUAUAAACAUUGUUAGGUUGUUUUUGCAGUAGUGUGUUUUAGUUUUUCUGAGAGAGAAACUGCCUUUUUUUUCCUUUUUUUUAAAAAAUGUAAACGUGAUUAAAGUAUAAUACACAGAGAAAGUACUCCUAAGUGUAAAGCUCAGUGAAUUUUUUACAAUGGGAACACAGCUGUGUAGCCAGCACUCAGAAGCAGAACAUAAUCAGAACCCCAGAAACUCCCUUGUGUCCUAUUCUGGUCGCUAAACCUCCUUCCCCCGCAAAGGGAAACCACUAUUAUGAUUUGUGAUACUAUAGAUUAAUUUUGUCUGUUUUUGAACAUAGAGUCAUAGAGUGUAUAUUUUUUGUUGUCUGCUUUUUUUUGCCCAACAUUAAGUUUUUGAGAUUUAUCCAUGUUAUUGCAUCUUCACCCUUUUUGAUCAGAGUAACCUGAGAAACUCUAGAACUCAAUUUAACUUAUACCUGAAGGGGUUGGCAGUUUUUUCUCAUGGCAUUCAUAUUUUCCAAGAACUCUGUCUUACUUUCCUAGGGCUGCCAUAACAAAAUACCGGAAAGUGAUGGCUUUGAAGAACAGAAAUUAUUUUCUCACAGUUCUGGAGGCCAGAAGUCCCAGUCCAGGGAUAUGCACGCUUUCUGUCUGCUCUAUGGGAAGAUCUUUCCUUAUUGGUCGCUUGGAGCGAUUCUUGGCUUGGAGGUGUAUCUUCACAAGCUGUCUUUCCCUUGUGUGAGUCUGCUUCCCUGUCCUUAAGUUUUAUGAAACACCACUCAGAAGGGAUUAGAAUUGGGACCUACCCAAAUCCAGGAUAUUAAUUUAUAACAAAUGUAAAACUCUGUUUCCCCAAAUAAGGUCACAUUCACAGGUACAGGGGUUAGGAUUUCAGCAUAUCUUUUUUGCAGACAAGAUUAAAUUCAUAACCAACACCUAGGAGGGGACAUCAAAGAAAAGUCUUUUUUGCUUUCAGACUGGGUUGUAGACCCUCUUUGUGUUUUAUGCUAUUUGGGCAAACAGUAUGCUUUUAAUUUGUCAUUGAUGGCCUACAAUAGUAAUUUUGCAUUUCUUUUUCCCGUUUAAAAAUUUUGUUUGAAAAGUUUGGUACAACAUUCUUGACCUGCUGAUAGCUUUCUGGACUUUUGUCCUGUGACCUGGCAACUUUCUUUUCACUCUCUGAAUUCCUCAAGCAGUGAUUCCCAUUCUCGUUUUUAUGAUACCUUGUGGUAUACUGUUUUUUCCGAGUAUGUGGUGAAUCACCUCCCCUCCCCAUAAAAAAGCCCCAAUUUAAGUUUAAGCCAUUUUACUUUAAAAUAUUUUUAUUUAUGAACAGUACAACAUUGUGGCAGAUUAUAAAAUUAAAUGAUAGACAACUAAAAAAUUGAGAAAAGCAAAAGAGCCUUACCUAGUAACCCCUUUCAGUUUACUUAAAGUGUAACUGUAACUGCAACUUUGUUGCCAGGAAUUCUUUUGUAUGUUCUUUUCUAGCCCUCUCAUUUCACUUUUUUAUUUCUAAAACAGAUUUAUUACUGUGUUCCUGUACAUAAUUUUUCUUUUGGCUAUGGUUAGCCUGUCUGAUACAUUUAAUUUCUUUUAUAAACUAAUUUUGGUUACUUUCAGUCAUUAAUUGUUAGAGCUAGUUGUUGAAGUUAUAAAUUUUGUUCAAGAAUGAAUUAAGAGUAACGCAUACCUAAACUUUGGAUUCUAGUUGUCUUUUAUUUGUUGAACUUUUGUGGCACAUUUCCUUCCGUGGUUAGUAGAAUUGAAGCAAGGAAAUUGUGAUUCAGUUAUAGCUAUAAGGUAGUGAUUAUCAAACUUCAGCAUACAUCAUAAUCGCCUGGAAGGUGUUUUUUAAUUUUUUAUUUCUUAUAUAGAUUGCUGGGUCCCACCCACUCCUAGAGUUUCAGAUUUAGUAGAUGAGGGAACCACACGCUGAGAACCAUACUAGGGUAUAGUACGGGCACCUGCAUUCAAAACAAAUCCACAGGUGGUUCUGAUGUAUAUCCUAAUUGGGAACCAUUGAUCAGCAGUUGUCAAAGUAUGGUUCUGGGAAUAGCAGCAACUUGUUACAAAUACAAAUUCUCUCAAACUCAGGAGGUGGAAUCCAUAAAUCUGUAUUAAACUAGCCCUGCAGGUGAUCCUGAACCCAAAAAAUCAAACUCAUUGCCGUCGAGUCGAUCCUGACUCAUAGCAACACUUUAGGACAGAGUGGAGCUGGCGCAUAGACUUUCCAAGGAGCUUCCUGUGGAUUUGAACCGCCGACCUUUUCGUUAGCAGCCCAGCUCUUAACUGCUGGGCCACCAGGGGACUCCCAGGUGAUUCUGGUGCUGCUAAAGUUUGAGAAACGCUGCUUUGAGGAGAUCAGGAUCCCUGGUGGCACAGUGGUUAAAGUGCUCAACUACUAACUGAAAGGCUGUUUCGAACUCACCAGCCGCUCUGUGGGAGAAAGAUGUGGCAGUCAGCUUCCUUAAAGAUUGACAGCCUUGGAAACCCUAUGGGGCAGUUCUGCUCUGUCCUGUAGGGUUACUGUGAGUUGGAAUCAACUUCAAAGCAGUGGCUGUGGUAUUUGGUUUUGGCCUCUAGAUCUUUGUAACUCAAAAGUGUGGUUCCUUGACACCUGUUUGGGAGGUUGUUAGAAAUGCAAAUCUAGGCCCCUUCCAUACCUACUGAAUCAACAGUCUCGUUUUAACUAGAUUCCUAGCCAGUUCGAAUGCAUAUUGAAGAGUGAGAAAGAGCGUUCUAGAUGAUUUUAUUUUAACUUUAUUGAAGUUUUAGUAGUAAUUAAAAUUUACGAAACAUUUGCUUUGUGCUAGGCAUAUAGGGUCACUAUGAUACAGAACCUACUGGAUGACACCUAACAACAACAGGCAUAUGCUAAAUACUUACAUUCAUUAUCACCUGAUCCUUACAACAUCCUUAUAAGGGGGUUACCGUUAUCCUCAUUUUACAAAUGAGCAAAUUGAAGCAGAAGGUUAAGUAUCGUUCGCAGUGUUAAUGUAGAUCCUAAAUUCAGAGCUUGGGAUUUAAACCUAAACGCUCAAAGUGCUUUUGGAGCUUGAGGUGCUAUCCUCGGGAGUAUUUGUGUGUGUGUAUCCUUCCUUGCUGUUCCAGCACUGUAGUACAGAUUGUAUUUUAAUGAAUUAUUUGUAUCACAUUUUAUAAUUCUAUUUGAAUUUUCUUCCAGGUCUUAUAUUCAAGGACUAUUUUUGCCAAAAUAAUGUGUUUUGGAUACCAGAACAAUCAGAACUGAAGAUAUCAAGUUGUGCUAGUACAACCAUAUAAGUAAUUAAUACCUGAAGUCUCAAUGUAACAUGGAUAUUAACAAUGAUGACAGAUAAAUGCAGAAGCUUGGGAAUCAAAUACUAGGCGAAACACUUAUAAAAAGUUAUCAGAGACUGUUACAGACAAUUGCUGUACUCGAGGCUCAGCGCUCUCAAGCAGUUCAAGACCUUGAAAGUUUAGGAAGACACCAGAGGGAAGCACUAAAAAAUCCAAUUGGAUUUGUGGAAAAACUCCAGAAGAAGGCUGAUAUAGGGCUUCCAUAUCCACAGAGAGUUGUUCAGUUACCUGAUAUUUCGUGGGACCAAUAUACCAAUAGCCUUGGGAACUUUGAAAGAGAAUUUAAGAACCGCAAAAGACAUACUAGACGAGUUAAACUAGUUUUUGAUAAAGUAGGUUUACCUGCUAGACCAAAAAGUCCUUUAGAUCCUAAGAAAGAUGGAGAGUCCCUCUCAUACUCUAUGUUGCCUUUGAGUGAUGGUCCAGAAGGCUCAAACAGUCGUCCUCAGAUGAUAAGAGGACGCCUGUGUGACGAUACGAAACCUGAAACAUUUAACCAGUUGUGGACUGUAGAAGAACAGAAAAAACUUGAACAGCUACUCCUGAAAUACCCUCCUGAAGAGGUAGAAUCACGGCGCUGGCAGAAGAUCGCAGAUGAACUGGGCAAUAGGACAGCAAAACAGGUUGCCAGCCGAGUUCAGAAGUAUUUCAUAAAGCUAACAAAAGCUGGCAUUCCAGUCCCGGGAAGAACACCCAACUUAUAUAUGUACUCCAAAAAGUCCUCAACAAGCAGACGACAGCACCCCCUUAAUAAGCAUCUCUUUAAACCUUCCACUUUCAUGACAUCCCAUGAACCUCCAGUAUAUAUGGAUGAAGAUGAUGACCGAUCCUGUUUUCACAGCCACAUGAACACUGCUGUUGAGGAGGCAUCAGAUGAAGAAAGUAUUCCUAUUAUGUAUAGGAAUUUACCUGAAUAUAAAGAACUAUUACAGUUUAAAAAGUUAAAGAAACAGAAACUUCAGCAAAUGCAAGCUGAAAGUGGAUUUGUACAACACGUGGGCUUUAAGUGUGAUAACUGUGGCAUAGAACCUAUCCAGGGCAUUCGGUGGCACUGCCAGGAUUGUCCUCCAGAAAUGUCUUUGGAUUUCUGUGAUUCUUGUUCAGACUGCCUACAUGAAACAGAUAUUCACAAGGAAGAUCACCAAUUAGAACCUAUUUAUAGGUCAGAGACAUUCUUAGACAGAGACUACUGUGUGUCCCAGGGCACCAGUUAUAAUUACCUUGACCCAAACUACUUUCCAGCAAACAGAUGACAUGGAGGAGCCCACUGUUUACUAGUCCACUUCUACACAUAGCAAUGGUAUCAUUGUUAGUUAUGUGCACAGUUUGGAAAGAUUCUCUGCUUUCCCUGAAAUGACACUCACAGCAUGACAGCUUCCUGAGUGUUCUCGUCAAGUACAGCUCUGCACCGUUGCGGCUCUAGAACACUGUUCAGCAGCUGAACAUUCCUGGUGAGCAAAGGGUUUCCCUGGUGAAUUUUUCACCAGCCCUUAAAGCCUUUUUAGGUGGUGCUCUUAGAUGGGUGAGAUGGAAAUGAGAGCACACGUUAACGAGAGAGUCAAUCCCAAAGGUUUCAAAGAACUCGGUCAUAAAUAUGAUAAUGAGAAGACAAAGUAUUUAUAUAAAAACAGUUUAGUAGCUUUCAGUUUUGUUGUGAAAAUAGUUUUCAGCACAGAAACUGACUUCUUUAGACAAAGUUUUAACCAAUGAUGGUGUUUGCUUCUAGGAUAUACACUUUAAAAGAACUUACUGUCCCAGUGGUGGCCACAAUGGCCUUUAGAAAUCAGAGCUGCUUAACCAUAUUGAUGUCUAAUUUCUUUUAACCACAAUGAACUGUCCUUAUUACCAACAGCGAAGCACUACAGGAGGCAACUGUGGCAUUACCUCCUUAACCAGCUCAUGGUGUGUGAAUGUUAUAAAAUUGUCACUCAGAUAUAUUUUUUAAAUGUAAUGUUAUAUAAGAUGAUCAUGUGAUGUGUACAAACUAUGGUGAAAAGUGCCAGUGGUAGUAACUGUGUAAAGUCUCUAAUUCACACCAUUAAUUCCUUUAAAAUACACAGCCUUCUGCCUCUGUAUUUGAGUUGUCAGUGCAACUCAUCAAAGAAAACUGCCUAAUAUAAAAAUCAUAUAUAUGGUAAUAAUUUCCCUCUUUUGUAGUCUGCACAAGAUCCAUAAAAGAUUGUAUUUUUAUUACUAUUUAAACAAGUGAUUAAAUUUAGUCUGCGCAGUGAGCAAGAGUUCACAUGCAUUCUUUUAUACUGCUGGAUUUUGUUGUGCAUCACUUAAAACAUUUUGUAUGUUUCUUCUUAUCUGUGUAUACAGUAUGUUCUUGAAUAAUGUUCAUUUGUCAGGAGAACUGUGAGAAAUAAACUAUGUGGAUACUGUCUGUUUAUAUUAUAGAA
This is a messenger RNA of Loxodonta africana (African savanna elephant), 15463 nucleotides long. RefSeq names its product zinc finger ZZ-type containing 3 (gene ZZZ3). The record is from RefSeq and is a predicted model, not a curated record. Gene Ontology annotation, molecular function: zinc ion binding. Bases 13061 to 14314 code for a protein of 417 amino acids. Lineage: Eukaryota; Metazoa; Chordata; Mammalia; Proboscidea; Elephantidae. The transcript has 12 exons.